Suillus subalutaceus is the source of this 2099-nucleotide messenger RNA. Its product is annotated as vacuolar DHA amino acid exporter. Gene Ontology annotation, biological process: transmembrane transport. Bases 346 to 1974 code for a protein of 542 amino acids. NCBI's taxonomy places the organism in Eukaryota, Fungi, Basidiomycota, Agaricomycetes, Boletales, Suillaceae. The transcript has 10 exons. Gene Ontology annotation, molecular function: transmembrane transporter activity. The record is from RefSeq and is a predicted model, not a curated record.
CCUGAAGCGACUAACCUUUUAGAUUCUGUACUGUGCCGAGUUGGUUGACGCAAUUGCCCCACGGAUAUUCAUGGCUGACGAAACAUGCACCACACGCACACAAUCCGUUGCCAUGGAUAGUUUCAGCGUCUUCACCUUUAUGCCGAACCGAUCCCAUGUGCCCCGGCACCACCGUGACCGGUUAACUCAUCAGCGCGCACUCUCAUCCAUCAUUAGCACACGCAGCCAUUUCUUCCCUGAGGCCGAGACCCGAGCCCUCACUUGAUUCAUAUAAAAGCUUGCGUUUGACCUAUUUGUCGCUGUUACCUGCUAGACCCCCAGCUUACCCUGCACCCUGUUCAUGCGAUGGUCUCUGAAGAAGGUACCCGACAUGUGCGAAAUUCUCCUCGCAUCGCAGUUGAAGUUGGAAGCCCAGUCGUCACUUUCUAUAACGAAAUCAAGACAGACAUUGAACAUGCUGCUGUGGAAGAUGAUCCUUUCAGAUGGUGCAAUGCACGCAAGACUACUAUUUUAAUUAUUGUUUCAGCUGGCUCCAUGAUCGCAGGGUUAGCUGUCAGCAUACAGAACCCUGCAAAUGCCCACAUUCAGCGUGACCUGCGGGCGUCUACAUCGGAGAUAAGCUGGACGUUAUCAGUCUUUAUUCUUGUUCAGGGAGUCCCUGGCCUUCUGUGGAGCGUCAUCAGCGAAAUAAAAGGACGUAAGUUUGUCUAUGUAUCAUCUGUAGCACUAUUCGUGGCUGCCUCUGCUAUCGUCGCCGUGUCCAAAACUAUUGGUCUGGUGAUUGGAAUGAGAGCCCUUCAGGCUGCUGGCUCGAGUGCGCUCCUGUCAAUUGCAGCAGCCACACUAGCAGAUAUCUACGAACCCCAUGAACGAGGCACUAAAAUGGGCAUAUAUUAUUCUGCUCCGCUCCUGGGGCCGGCGUUGGGCCCAGUAUUGGGUGGUGUGCUGACACAGGGCUUGGGCUGGCGCUCGAUCUUCUGGUUCAUCACUAUUUGCGCCGGAGUUGUUCUCCUUGCUCUGGUUUUCCUAUUUAAAGAUACGUUCAGGAAGGAACGUAGUCUGACUUAUCAAAAUAUCCUGCAAAUGAGGACAAAGGAAGGGGAGCUACAACACCAACACUUGGACAAAUACAGUCAUACUUUUUCUGUCUCUGACAAGCCCGCACAACCUGCACUAGAAAACAUAGCUUCACCGCCGCAAACGGGGGAUCUUAACGUCGAGGCGAAUGGUCCUACCGUUGCACCUGCUUCAUGUAUGAAAGAUGUCAAAGUGUCGCUUGCAGAUGUCAAUCCCUUCCCUCCACUUCUGAAGAUUCUUACACGCUUCAAUAAUCUCGCAAUAUUAUUUGCUUCAGGUUUGAUAUUUGCAUUCAGCUACAGUAUUUCAUAUACCUGUUCGAGAACGUUAUCUGAAUACUACCGCUAUGACGCUCUCCAAAUUGGUCUAGUUCUACUCUCGUAUGGAAUAGGCUCUAUAUGCGGGUGCUUACUUGGCGGCCGCUGGUCUGACCAAACAUUCGCCAGAUUGAAGCAAGAGAAUGGAGGCCAAGGCUACGCCGAGAUGCGAUUGGCCAGCACCCGACCCGCCAUGUGCUUCUUGCCACCGGCUAUAAUUGGAUAUGCCUGGGUUUGCGAAAAGCACGUCCAUGUCGCGGCAAUCUGUAUUAUGCUCUGUCUCUCCGGAUUCCUCUCGACAUGGGUCUACGCAAGCACGCUGGCAUACAUUGUGGAUGCUAACCCAGGCCGUUCGUCGACGGUUGUUGCCACAAAUAGCGCAUUUCGCUGCGUCUUUGCGUUCAUUGCCACUGAAGUGGCUAUUCCGAUUCAGGUUGCCAUUGGCGAUGGUUAUUUGUACACCCUCUGGGGUGGCAUUAUGAUAAUAAUGGAAAUCCUGACACUAGCUGUCCUUUAUAAGGGUAAGAAGUGGCGAGAGGCAUGCGAGGAGAAAGACUGGCGAAAAUCGCAACAACCCUGAUUAAGUACGCUGAAAGUGCUUUUGACACUGCUACUCGAGAAAUUUGCAUCAAGGGCCCAAUGUUUAUAUCUAUAUAAUACUUAUCAGACUCGUUUCUUGAAAAUUUGUCAACUGAAUUAUGCUCG